This is a messenger RNA of Argentina anserina (silverweed cinquefoil), 2015 nucleotides long. Its product is annotated as probable aldehyde dehydrogenase. Gene Ontology annotation, cellular component: mitochondrion. Bases 195 to 1859 code for a protein of 554 amino acids. The transcript has 16 exons. Gene Ontology annotation, molecular function: L-glutamate gamma-semialdehyde dehydrogenase (NAD+) activity; aldehyde dehydrogenase (NAD+) activity. The record is from RefSeq and is a predicted model, not a curated record. Lineage: Eukaryota; Viridiplantae; Streptophyta; Magnoliopsida; Rosales; Rosaceae.
UGUAAGUUGUAUCAUUCCGAUUUCAUAUAUAAGACUGAGCUGACUCACUGAAAGUGGCACUUGAAUCCGCCACUUGAAAGAGACAGCCUUGUUGAACAACACAAGACCAGUUUCUCAGCUUCAAUCUGAUCUUAGCGUGUGUUCCAUCUAGUUAAGUCUUACGUUUGUAUCAGCAGCCAGCCGGCCAGUUCAUCAUGAAUAGGAUUCUGGCUAGCAGAGAAUUAAUAACCAGAGCGCCCAAAACAGCCCUCACUUGGUUUACUUCUUCUAAUCUCUCAAGAUCUACGCAUUCUUUACCCUUUGCAACUGUUGAACCGGAAGAGAUAUCGGGUUCCCUGCCUGCUGAAGUACAAAACAUAGUGAAGGGUAAAUGGACGAAAUCUUCUACAUGGAACACUAUUGUGGAUCCAUUGAAUGGGGAACCGUUCAUUAAAGUUGCUGAAAUUGAUGAAACAGGAAUUCAGCCCUUUGUGGAGAGCUUGUCCAAGUGCCCCAAACAUGGUCUUCAUAAUCCUUUCAAAUCACCAGAGAGGUAUGUUAUGUAUGGAGAAAUAUCUGCAAAAGCAGCUACCAUGCUUUCUCUGCCAAAGGUUGCUGAUUUCUUCACUAGAUUAAUUCAAAGGGUUGUUCCAAAGAGCUACCAGCAGGCUUAUGGUGAAGUUUAUGUAACUCAAAAGUUUCUAGAAAAUUUCUCUGGUGAUCAGGUCCGGUUCCUUGCAAGGUCUUUUGCGGUGCCUGGAAACCAUCUUGGCCAGCAAAGUAAUGGUUACCGUUGGCCUUAUGGUCCUGUUGCAGUAAUUACACCGUUCAAUUUUCCACUAGAAAUUCCCGUACUUCAGUUGAUGGGUGCACUUUAUAUGGGUAACAAACCAAUUCUAAAAGUGGACAGCAAGGUAAGCCUUGUUAUGGACCAAAUGUUGAGGCUGCUUCAUUAUUGUGGGUUACCAGUAGAGGACGUUGACUUCAUCAACUCUGAUGGGAAGACAAUGAACAAACUCUUAUUGGAGGCAAAUCCAAGAAUGACCCUCUUCACUGGUAGCUCAAGAGUAGCAGAGAAGUUGGUUGCCGACCUGAAGGGACGUGUUAAAUUAGAAGAUGCAGGAUUUGACUGGAAGAUAUUAGGGCCUGACGUUCAUGAGGAGGAUUAUGUCGCGUGGGUCUGUGAUCAGGAUGCAUAUGCAUGCAGUGGUCAGAAGUGCUCUGCACAAUCAAUUCUUUUCAUGCAUGAGAACUGGUCUAAGACUUCACUUCUAUCCAAAAUGAAAGAUCUGGCUGAGAGAAGGAACUUAGAAGAUUUAACAGUUGGCCCUGUCCUAACAUUGACAACUGAAACAAUGCUAGAUCAUGCGAGUAAAUUGCUUCAGAUACCAGGUUCAAAGCUACUAUUUGGGGGUGAACCUUUAGAGGAUCAUUCCAUUCCACCUGUAUAUGGUGCUAUCAAGCCUACAGCUAUCUAUGUUCCACUUGAAGAAAUGUUGAAGGAAAAUAACUAUGAACUUGUUACAAGAGAAAUUUUUGGGCCAUUUCAGGUUGUCACUGAGUAUAAGAAAGAACAACUGCCAUUAGUGCUAGAUGCUCUAGAGAGGAUGAAUGCACAUUUAACAGCUGCUGUCGUGUCAAACGACCCCUACUUUCAACAGGAAGUUCUUGGCAACACAGUUAAUGGGACUACUUAUGCUGGACUGAGAGCAAGAACAACUGGUGCUCCACAGAAUCACUGGUUUGGACCAGCUGGAGAUCCGCUGGGUGCUGGCAUUGGGACCCCAGAAGCAAUAAAGCUCGUCUGGUCUUGCCAUAGAGAAAUCAUCUACGAUGUCGGUCCAAUGCCAAAUCAGUGGGAAAUUCCACCUUCUACAUAAAGUCACAAGGGACAGAUUCAGAAGAGAAGAACACGGCAGCCUUGAGUUUACUAUGUGAGUGAGAACAAGCAUGUAAUCAUAGGAUCAAUUACAUCACUGUUGCAGAACAUAACUCUGGCUAUCUUCUGAACUUGGGAAUAAAAGUGGUUUUCUAGU